UCACUGGGUCCUGGCCAGAGAUUCCCCACCGCCACCCGGCGAUCGCUGAGUAACACUGACAGGGGAGAGACCUUAACAUGCUGCUGUGUAUUUCUCUGCAUAGCAGAGAGAUACACAGCAGUAUGUUUCCCUAGUAAAACACACACAGCACACAUAGUAAAACAGCACACAGUUAACCUUUUAUCACCCCACAUGUUAACCCCUUCCUGCCCAGUGCCAUUAGUACUGUGUCAGUGCUUUUUAUUAGCACUGAUCACUGUAUUAGUGUCAUUGGGAUGUCAGUGGCAGUUAGUCAGUCUCCCCCCCCCAGUGUCAGAAUGCCCACCGCAGUCCCGCUAAAA
This is a messenger RNA of Staurois parvus, 341 nucleotides long. Lineage: Eukaryota; Metazoa; Chordata; Amphibia; Anura; Ranidae. The record is from the annotation of a GenBank genome assembly.